Molecule: messenger RNA, 1429 nt
Organism: Capsicum annuum
Lineage: Eukaryota; Viridiplantae; Streptophyta; Magnoliopsida; Solanales; Solanaceae
Product: cytochrome P450 CYP72A219-like
Exons: 2
Coding region: 33-485 (150 amino acids)
Molecular function (GO): iron ion binding; heme binding; oxidoreductase activity, acting on paired donors, with incorporation or reduction of molecular oxygen
Source: RefSeq, a predicted model, not a curated record
UAAAAUUAAAUUUCUUUCCUACAUCUUAACUAAUGCAGCAUUCUGUUUUUCUGUUUUAUGUAAAACUAUUUCAAAAAUUUUUGCCAACAAAGAGGAACAGAAGAAUGAAGCAAAUAAACAAGGAUGUUCGGUCCUCAAUUCGAGGUAUUAUUGAUAAAAGAUUGAAGGCAAUGGAAGCAGGGGAGGCUGACAAUAAGGAUCUUUUAGGCAUAUCGCUUGAAUCAAAUUUUAAAGAAAUUGAACAGCAUGGGAACAAGAAGUUUGGAAUGACCAUUGAAGAAGUCAUUGAAGAAUGCAAGCUAUUCUAUUUUGCUGGCGCAGAAACAACAUCAGUACUACUCGUAUGGACUCUGAUGUUGUUGAGCAAAUAUCAAGACUGGCAGGCACGGGCCAGAGAAGAAGUCUUGCAAGUGUUUGAGAGUCGUAAACCAGAUUUUGAUGGAUUGAAUCGUCUAAAAGUUGAUAGUGCAGUACUCCACCUGUAGAAAAUAGUGUAACAACAAAAUUGAAAAGAGCUUGGCGAGUAGCCCCAUAAUUUCAGGAUAAGGGUCGCCUCCUCACAGAAAAAGGUCGCAGCGAUCAGGCCCAGAAGACUGUUUACCAAAAAACACAGGUCUUGGCAGAGUCAUAAAACCAUGUAUAUAUGGGACGUCUUCCCACUCUUGAAGGUCAAAGAAGUUAGUGACCUGAUGAUAAGGGAGUAGGCGACCAAAUCCCCGGUGAACAGUGUCCAUAAGCCCGUAACUGCAAUAUUAAAUUUUACAUGUCUCAUUCAUUCUAGAUAUAAUUGAAGGAGGAGCAUUUUUAUGGCAGGUCAGGAUGAUCUUGUACGAAUCAUUAUGACUGUAUCCCCCAGGAACAUCAUAUAUCCGGCGGGCUAAUAAAGACAUUGUUUUGGGAGACCUGUCUAUACCAGCUGAUGUACAAAUCUCUUUGCCAGUGCUCUUAUUGCAUCGUGAUAAAGAGAUAUGGGGUGAAGAUGCAAGAAUGUUCAAUCCAGAGAGAUUUAAAGAAGGAAUAUCAAGUGCAACAAAGGGUCAAGUCACAUAUCUUCCAUUUUCUUGGGGACCUAGAAUAUGCAUUGGACAAAAUUUUGCCAUGUUAGAGGCAAAGAUGGCUUUGUCUAUGAUCCUACAAAGCUUCUCUUUCCAACUGUCUCCAUCAUACACACAUGCUCCUCAAUCCAUAAUAACCUUGCAGCCUCAGUUUGGUUGCCCACUUAUUUUCCACAAACUAUAAUUUGGUAUCUUGUAAGGUGUCUUUAAUUGUAAUUUGUAGUUUAGUUUAUUCAGGACUCAAAUCAGGGCGGAGUUAUAAUAUUAAAUAGGGUGCUGAUCAACUCAGUAACUUCUUGCUUGAACCUUGGUAUUUGUAUCAGGAAACCCAUUAACUUUGUAUGUCUUUUAAUGCAGUUUACUAUUCGUUGCAA